AUGGCUACUACACUAAUUGAAUCGGGGGGUACCAUCUUGCAUCUGGCAGCAAAGUUGGCUCCUCUUCCCCAACUCUCAUCAAUUUCCAGUGCAGCUCUACAAAUGCAGAUAGAGUUGCAGUGGUUUAAGAUGGUGGAGAAGCUAGUUCACCCUUAUUAUAAGGAGAGCCGGAACAAAAACGAAGAAACUGCUAGGGAAUUAUUCACCAACGAGCACAAAGCAUUGGCUGAGAGUGGAGAGAAAUGGCUAAAGGAUACAUCAAAUUCUUGCAUGCUCGUAGCAACUCUCAUUGCCACAGUUGUGUUUGCUGCUGCUUUUACAGUACCUGGAGGUAACGACAACGAAGGAGCUCCAAAUUUCUUAGAGAAGAAGUCAGUCAUAUUCUUGGUGUUUGUUGUUUCGGAUUCAAUAGCUCUAUUUUCUUCUUUAACUUCCCUUUUGAUGUUUCUAUCAAUCCUAACCGCACGUUAUGCUGAAGAAGAUUUCCUCGAGUCACUACCAAAGCGGUUGAUAAUCGGUUUGGCCACCCUCUUCUUUGCCAUAGCCGCCACUAUGGUAGCCUUCGGUGCAACCCUUUUGAUUGUGCUCGGCAAGAAAUUCAAUUGGGUUUCCAUCCCAAUCACUUUUCUGGCAAGUUUUCCGGUGACUCUUUUUGCCUUGCAGCAGCUUCCCUUGUUUAUCCAAAUGGUCCGAUCGACAUUUGGACGGAGCAUGUUUCGCCCAUAA
Molecule: messenger RNA, 726 nt
Organism: Pyrus x bretschneideri (Chinese white pear)
Lineage: Eukaryota; Viridiplantae; Streptophyta; Magnoliopsida; Rosales; Rosaceae
Product: ankyrin repeat-containing protein NPR4-like
Exons: 2
Coding region: 1-726 (241 amino acids)
Source: RefSeq, a predicted model, not a curated record